Molecule: messenger RNA, 1319 nt
Organism: Notechis scutatus (mainland tiger snake)
Lineage: Eukaryota; Metazoa; Chordata; Lepidosauria; Squamata; Elapidae
Source: RefSeq, a predicted model, not a curated record
AUCUUCAUGACCCACUUGUCUAACUAUGGGAAUGACCGACUAGGGUUAUAUACAUUUGCCAAUCUGGCCAGUUUUGUUCAAAGCUGGACCAACCUGAAGCUUCAAACACUACGUCCAAUUCAGCUGGCUCACAAAUAUUUUGAGCUCUUUCCAGAACAGAACGACCCACUCUGGCAGAAUCCAUGUGAUGACAGACGACAUCGUGAUAUUUGGUCUAGAGACAAAACUUGCGGCCACCUACCAAAAUUUCUUGUGAUUGGACCCCAGAAAACAGGAACAACAGCACUCUAUUUAUUUCUCCUUAUGCAUCCCUCCAUAAUUAGUAAUCUUCCUAACCCAAAAACCUUUGAGGAAGUUCAGUUCUUUAAUGGAAACAACUAUCAUAAGGGAAUUGAUUGGUAUAUGAAUUUUUUUCCUACCCCUUCAAAUAUCACUGCUGAUAUAUUGUUUGAGAAAAGUGCCAACUAUUUCCAUUCUGAAAAUGCUCCCAAACGUGCAGCAUCCUUGAUACCCAAAGCAAAAAUCAUCACCAUCCUCAUUGAUCCAUCCGACAGAGCCUAUUCCUGCUAUCAGCAUCAGCGUUCCCAUGAGGACCCCACUGCUCUAAAGUUCAAUUUCUAUGAAGUAAUUACUUCAAAUGAUGCAGCGCCAUCUGAACUAAAAGGCCUACAGAAGAAAUGUUUGAUUCCUGGCUGGUAUGCUGUCCACAUAGAAAGGUGGCUAAAAUAUUUCCCCUCUUCACAGUUGUUAAUAAUUGAUGGACAGCAAUUAAGAAGUGACCCAGCUACUGUGAUGGAUGGAGUUCAGAAGUUUCUGAGCAUUUCUCCUCAUUAUAAUUAUUCUGAUGCAUUAACGUUUGAUCCUCAGAAAGGAUUUUGGUGCCAGCUGCUGGAUGGAGGAAAAAUAAAAUGUCUGGGGAAAAGUAAAGGCCGAAAAUACCCUCCCAUGGAUCAAGAGUCUAGGGCAUUCCUUUCAAAUUACUACAGAGAUCACAACGUGGAACUGUCUAAAUUGCUGCACAGAUUGGGACAACCUUUGCCAUCCUGGCUAAGACAAGAGCUCCAGAAACUGAGAUAGCACAGAACAGAAGUGAAACCGUUUUGUUCUGUCCUUCACUUCCUGGCUCACUCUCAGCUCUCAGUGGAAGAUCUGGUGAUAUUAAGGAUAUUAAAAGAAAGGCUGCACCAAAAACAAGCAAAUAAAACAAUCAGAGCUUUGAAGUAUUAUCCUUUAUCCUUUACGGGGUUCACAUAUAUUCUGCAUAUCCUGAAACUGUACAUAUAUGACUAUAUGACCUAGAGUUAUCACCAUGUAUGACA